AUGGGACUCAGCAACCCGCUGCUGGGGGAUCCAGUACUUCCUGAGACGGUGGGAGGCCUGAUCCCCAAAGAGUUCAAGCCUGAUCCCUCAAGGGCCUGUGAAAUACUCGCGUUUGCUAGAGGAACACCAAUACUCGCGCUUGCUAGUGGAACACAAAUACUCGCGCUUGCUAGUGAAACACCAAUACUUGCGCUGGCUAGUGGAACACCAAUACUCACACUUGCUAGUGGAACACCAAUACUCGCGCUUGCUAGUGGAACACCAAUACUAGCGCUUGCUAGUGGAACACAAAUACUCGCACUUGCUAGUGGAACACCAAUACUUGCGCUGGCUAGUGGAACACCAAUACUCGCACUUGCUAGUGGAACACCAAUACUCGCGCUCGCUAGUGGAACACCAAUACUCACGCUUGCUAGUGGAACACAAAUACUCGCGCUUGCUAGUGAAACACCAAUACUUGCGCUGGCUAGUGGAACACCAAUACUUGUGCUUGCAAGUGGAACACCAAUACUCGCGCUUGCUAGUGGAUCACCAAUACUCUCGCUUGCUAGUGGAUCACCAAUACUCGCGCUUGCUAGUGGAACCCCAAUACUCGCACUUGCUAGUGGAACACCAAUACUCGCGCUUGCUAGUGGAACACCAAUACUCGCGCUUGCUAGUGGAACACAAAUACUCGCGCUUGCUAGUGAAACAUCAAUACUUGCGCUGGCUAGUGGAACACCAAUACUCGCGCUUGCAAGUGGAACACCAAUACUCGCGCUUGCUAGUGGAACACCAAUACUCGCGCUUGCUAGUGGAACACCAAUACUCGCGCUUGCUAGUGGAACACCAAUACUCGCGCUUGCUAGUGGAACCCCAAUACUUGCGCUUGCUAGUGGAACACCAAUACUCGCGCUUGCUAGUGCAACACCAAUACUCGUGCUUGCUAGUGGAACACCAAUACUUGCGCUUGCUAGUGGAACACAAAUACUCGUGCUUGCUAGUGAAACACCAAUACUUGCGCUGGCAAGUGGAACUCAAAUACUUGCGCUUGCAAGUGGAACACCAAUACUCGCGCUUGCUAGUGGAACACCAAUACUCACGCUUGCUAGUGGUACACCAAUACUCGCGCUUGCUAGUGGAACACCAAUACUCGCGCUUGCUAGUGGAACCCCAAUACUCGCACUUGCUAGUGGAACACCAAUACUCGCGCGGGCUACAGUUGUAGCCCAUUACAUAUUCUAUUUGAAAUGA
Messenger RNA from Nilaparvata lugens (brown planthopper), 1233 nucleotides. RefSeq names its product endochitinase A-like. Bases 1 to 1233 code for a protein of 410 amino acids. The record is from RefSeq and is a predicted model, not a curated record. The transcript has 2 exons. Lineage: Eukaryota; Metazoa; Arthropoda; Insecta; Hemiptera; Delphacidae.